Eremomyces bilateralis CBS 781.70 is the source of this 2016-nucleotide messenger RNA. Its product is annotated as DNA topoisomerase III. The transcript is spliced from 8 exons. Lineage: Eukaryota; Fungi; Ascomycota; Dothideomycetes; Eremomycetales; Eremomycetaceae. Gene Ontology annotation, molecular function: DNA topoisomerase type I (single strand cut, ATP-independent) activity; DNA binding. Gene Ontology annotation, biological process: DNA topological change. Bases 1 to 2016 code for a protein of 671 amino acids. Gene Ontology annotation, cellular component: nucleus. The record is from RefSeq and is a predicted model, not a curated record.
AUGAGAAAGAUCCUCUGCGUAGCAGAGAAGCCCAGCAUCGCGAAAGCGGUUGCCAACCACUUAGCUGGCGCACAUGUUCCUGCGCGAAGCGUCACUGGAUCGACGUACACGAAGAACUAUGAAUUUGAUUACAACUUUGGACCGCCGUGGAACCAGUGCCGGGUCGUGUUUACCAGCGUUGCGGGCCACUUGACCGUCACCGACUUCGAUCCGAAGUACAAGAACUGGCGGGCGUUUCCGGCGACGGAGUUAUUCGAGGCGCGGAUCGAUGUGUUUGUUAAGGAUGACAAUAAACCCAUUGAGCGGAACAUCGAGCAAGAAGCUCGUGGUGCGUUCGCACUCUUUAUCUGGACGGACUGCGAUCGCGAAGGCGAGCAUAUCGGAAUGGAGGUCCGAAACGCCGCCAGAAAGACCAACGCGAAUAUACAAGUGAAGAGGGCGAUUUUUAGUAACAUCGAGCGAGCCCAUAUAAUUGAAGCCUCCCGAAGAUUCCAUGAGCUCGACGAGAAACAGGCCGCCGCAGUCGAAACGAGAAACGAGCUUGAUUUACGUAUAGGUGCAGCGUUUACACGGUUCCUUACAUUGAGCCUCCAAAAAGUGUCGCCAAAACUAGAAGAUCGGCCCGUAAUAAGCUAUGGCUCAUGUCAGUUCCCGACGCUCGGCUUCGUCGUGGACCGAUACUGGAAGGUUCGAAACUUCACGCCCGAGCCGUUCUGGAAGAUUGCGGUGAUGCAUCAAAAGCAGGGCAUGGACGUGCGAUUUACCUGGAAAAGAGGGCAUCUGUUCGACCGGAUGACGGUCGUCAUUCUGUUCGAGCGCUGUUUGGCCGCGAAGCAUGCACGAGUGAGCAAGGUCACCAAGAAACCCACUCGAAAAUACCGUCCGCUGCCUUUGACGACGGUGGAAUUGCAGAAGAAUGGGACUAGGUUCUUAAGGCUGGACAGUAAACGGGUUAUGACGGUUGCUGAAUCGCUGUACAAUAAAGGGUGGAUUAGCUAUCCCCGUACGGAGACAGACCAAUUCGACAAAGCCACGAACCUAAGGCCGUUCAUCGAGAAGCAGGCACAAAGUACCCAAUGGGGACAAUACGCUCAAGGCCUGUUAGACGGUGGCUUCCAGUUCCCCCGUUCCGGUCGAAACAAUGACAAAGCCCACCCCCCAAUCCACCCCGUCAACUUCGUCUUUCCCAACACCCUCGCCUCCGACGACGAGCGCCGCGUCUACGAAUUCAUCGUCCGCCGCUUCCUCGCCUGCUGCUCGGCCGACGCGCUCGGCGAAUCCACCACCAUCGACCUGACCUACGGACCCGAGCGUUUCGCCACAUCGGGACUUACCGUCCUCGAGAAGAACUACCUCGACGUGUACCCGUAUGAGCGGUGGGAGAGCAGCGCGCAGCUGCCGCCGUUCGCGGAGGGGGAGACAUUCGUGCCGACCGAGGCGAAUAUCGUGGACGGGAAGACGACGGCGCCGGAUUAUUUGACGGAGCCGGAGUUGAUUGAGUUGAUGGAUCGGAACGGGAUAGGGACGGAUGCGACGAUGGCGGAGCAUAUUUCGAAGGUGAAGGAGAGGGAAUAUAUUAGGGCGGUGGCAAGGAGUGGUGCUGGUGCGGGUGAAGGGGAAGAGGAAGGACAGGGUAAUGUAGGACGAGGGGCAAGAGGGAGUCGCGGCGGACGUGGCGGACGUGGCGGACGAGGUGGACGUGGAAGUAGCGCAGGCAGAGGAGGGGGACGGGGUGGUCUGGACCAACUGGUUCCGACGCAGCUAGGCGUGGCGCUGAUCGACUGGUACGAGAGUCUGAACCUGGAUAAGAACGUGGCCAAGCCGUUUCUACGGAAAGACCUCGAAGUACAGCUCAAGGCCAUAUGCGACGGCGCCAAGACCAAGACCCAAGUAGUGCAGACAGAGGUCGAAGUGUAUCGAGAAAUCUAUGCGCGACAGAGUCAACAAGUGGCUCUGCUCAAAGCGGUAUGUUCUCCGAUGUGGCUUUCCGACCGUGAUGCAAGAUUACAAUACUGA